AUGCCCGGCCUCGACUACAACGAGCUUCCUCACUCUACCUCUGCCACCCCGGCCCCGGCUCCCAUCGCCCCCAUGGCCGUAGACGCCGUCGAUCCCGCUAACAAGCCGUCCAUUACAACCGACUCAGCAGUCUACUACAACGCGCGCCUUGACCCAAAGAACUAUCUGGAAGGCCCUCUCUCACACAACCCGGCAACCAGGCUCCGUCAGAUGCUUGCCCGCCCAGGCAUUGUCGUUGCACCCGGUAUCUGCGACGGUAUCUCCGCGCGUUGCGCGAUGGAGGCUGGCUUUGAGUGCUUGUACCAGAGCGGCGCGGCCACGACCGCCUCCCGUCUCGGUAUGCCCGAUCUUGCUAUCGCCACUCUCAACGACUUCGUUCAGAGCGCUUCGAUGGUCUGCAGUCUCGACCCUACUAUGCCCGUUAUCGCGGAUGCGGACACUGGCUUUGGUGGCCCCGCGAUGGUCGCGCGGACUGUUACUCAGUACGCCAAGGCUGGCGUUGCAGCUUGCCACAUCGAAGAUCAGGUUCAGACUAAGCGCUGCGGUCACCUUUUGGGGAAGCAGGUCGUCUCCCGCGAGGAAUUCGUCACCCGCAUUCGGGCAGCCGUUCAGGCUCGCGAUGCCAUUCCGGGCGGGUCCGACUUCGUGGUGAUUGCACGCAGCGACAGCGCACAGGUUCUGGGCAUGGACGAGGCCAUCUUCCGCCUCAAGCUUGCCGCUGAUGCCGGGGCUGACGUUUGCUUCAUCGAGGGUGUCCGUACCAAGGAGCUCCUCGAGCAAACCGUCGCCGCUCUCGACCCGAAGCCCGUCCUCGUUAACGUCAUCUCUGGCGGUCUUACUCCCUCCUUCACCUACGGUGAGGCCGAGGCCAUGGGCGCGAAGAUCAUCAUCUUCUCCCUCGUCAGCUGCGUUGCGGCUGUACAUGGCAUCCGUGCGGCGAUGCGCUCGCUCAAGAAGACCGGUACCGACUUCAGCUCGGCACAGGGCAUGGACCCGAAGGCAUUCUUCGAGGUGAUGGGUCUCGACCAAGUUGUACAAGCAGAUGCCCGGGCAGGAGGCAGCGCUUUCAACGUCAUCUAA
Peniophora sp. CBMAI 1063 is the source of this 1080-nucleotide messenger RNA. NCBI's taxonomy places the organism in Eukaryota, Fungi, Basidiomycota, Agaricomycetes, Russulales, Peniophoraceae. The record is from the annotation of a GenBank genome assembly.